Panonychus citri (citrus red mite) is the source of this 5007-nucleotide messenger RNA. RefSeq lists its product as uncharacterized. Gene Ontology annotation, cellular component: nuclear RNA-directed RNA polymerase complex. The record is from RefSeq and is a predicted model, not a curated record. The transcript has 3 exons. Gene Ontology annotation, biological process: siRNA processing. The coding region runs from base 225 to 4799 and encodes 1524 amino acids. Gene Ontology annotation, molecular function: RNA-directed RNA polymerase activity. NCBI's taxonomy places the organism in Eukaryota, Metazoa, Arthropoda, Arachnida, Trombidiformes, Tetranychidae.
AUCAUCAGUGAUGAGUAACUAACUGACGAUAUUUAUUAAAUUAAAUUAUCCUCCUGUCUUUAAUUCAAUUAAAACAACUGUGAUAAACAGUUGACACUAUUUAGAAUCCUCUUGAGUACAUUUCCAACUUUUAAUUAGAACUGUUGAUAUCUACUGACCAUAUUUUCUUAAUUGUGAUAAUUAACUCAAUAUUAAUUGUACUUUUUUAUUUGUUUUCUUUUGUCAUGAUCACCGAUAGGAAGAAGGACUCGUCUAAAUGGAGGAUCCAUUUUCUCCUGAAAGUUUUCCAAGUUGACCAUUCAAAUAAAGAUAAUCUCUCCAUCGCUUUGGAUCAUUUGUCCAGCCUGUUCAACGAAAUUGGUGCUUACGUUGAAUUAAAUUCUGUGCUUAGGAACAAACAUGGAUAUUGGUUGGAAAAAAAUAGACUCAAGUCAAAGGAUUUUUUCUCCUGUAGUGACAAACUAAUUCAUGAUGAUGAGCCAUGUCUCGAUCUUUUCGAAGGCUUUAUUGACAUUGAAGAAUCAACUCAAAGUUUUGCUGAAAUCAUCAAUCACUUAACUGGUCCAUUGGAAUCAGUUUCUCAGUUUAUACCAAACAAUGGAGAGAAGGUAACUGUCAAUCUUGUUGCCCAUAAGAUUGGAUUUAUUUGGAAAUUUGUUGAAGAAAAUGAUCACCGUUUCGAGGAUUUAUCAGAUUUUGGUUCGGUUAGCUACAUGCCUUCGCAGUUUUUAAAGUUUAAAGGAUUCAGUUUGGGUAAUUUCAUCAACGGAACUAUAUUUGUUCAACAAUUCAACAGUGUUGAUCAGCCAAUCAAUUCACCAGAAUUUAAUCUACGCCACACCGACGAGCUUAUGGAACUAAUUUUCGAAGUAAAAAGCCAAAAAUUUGACCAAAGGUUCAAACUCGUUUUUGAAUAUAAAACAGUUAGAGCAGUUACAAUAUCGCGAUCAGAAUCUGGUUACAAUGUGUUUUUCCACAUUUCCAAUCCACCAAAAAUUUACAUCGAAACUCAUGAUAUGGAUCCAGACAUUAUUGAUAUGAAGAAGAGUAAAUUUCAUGUUUUCGAUUAUCAAAAACACCGUUUCAAUCCUUUCCCCAGGCAAAGAUUCUUCGGUGAAUCCUGGACUCGGUGGCAUGACUGUGGGUGUAUCUCACCCGAAUGCAUCGGAAGAUCUUCUGUCUUUUCCCUGAACCUUCCGCACGACUCUUCUCAAGAUCUCCUGGCAAUCGUCAGAUGUUUCUAUGUGUGGCGUCGCUACUCACGAUUGAGUAUUUUCUUUGGGUCCAUUGAAAUAAUCAAAGGGAGUCAUCGUCCUAUUGAUCUGAUCUCCGAUAUUCCAUUUGACGUUAAUUAUGCUCUUCAAUGUAUUCAGUCCGUGUCUUAUGCCUUUCAAGACGAUUUGAUAAUCAACGAUCAGUUUCAUGUGCUGCUAAAUUUCAUCAAAUUACAAAUUACUGAAAAUAACACUGGCUGGUUAAUCACUGCAAUGUACAAAUUGUGUGAUGAUUACCUUUAUCGUAAAGUUUACCAUGGUCUUUCGAGAUUGCUAACAAUUUUCAAAAGAGUCGAAAAAGAUUGGCCUUCGAUUGACAAAAUGAGAUGUUCUUCCAAUCCUUACAUCAAACAUUUACGUCGAGUUUUAUUAACACCAACAAGGAUUCUCAUCUUACCUGAAUAUACUUUUCAAUCUUGCCAAUUUCUUGAAAUUGCUCAGCCUGAAUGUGUCUUAAGGUUGACCAUCCGUGAUGAAGAUAUGGGUAACUUGGGAUUUGCAGUCACUCGAAAUGAGGAGGAUUGUGCUAAGCACGAUGAAAGAGCAGAGUCACCGGACAUUGAAGCUAAACUUCCAUCACCUUAUGAGUAUUUUCUCAAAAAAUGCUUUGCUGAGCGACUUUUACCAAGUUUUAAUAUUUCUGGUAAAAGUUAUCAUAUUUACGGUGCUUCUACAUCUCAACUUCGUGAUCAUGGAAUGGUACUUUAUGCCCCAGAUGCUAAUGAUCUUGAUGCUGAAUCAAUGAGAGAUACUAUUGGUAGGAUUGAGGUAACCGAAAUAUCCAAAUACAUUGCUAGAAUAGGUCUAAGUUUGAGUCAAGUUUUGGCAUUUGUUGAUCUACCCGCUGACAUUGAAGUUCGAUACACAAAGGAUGUUACUGGUGGUUUACAUCCUGACUCAAAAAAACCUUAUAAUUUUACCGAUGGCUGUGGCCUUAUGUCUACUCAACUUGCUGAGUAUAUUUGGAAAGAUUUAAAACGUCAAGGGGUAAUUAAAAUAGAUCGUCAUAAAGAAGAAAAAAAAAUAUCAACGGCUUAUCAAAUUCGGUUCAUGGGAUGUAAAGGAAUGAUUAUAUUGGAUGAAAAUUUGUCCGGUAAAGUGAUUGUCUUGCGAGAAAGUAUGCGAAAAGUUGAUUCGUUACCAGGAAAACUUGGAAUUGUUAAAAUAAGUGAGCCUCGACGUGCAUAUCUAAAUAAACCUUUAGUUACAAUAUUGAAUCAAAUUGGGCUAGAUAAUCACUUUUUCGUUAACCUCCUGUCCGAGGCAAUAGAUGAUUUAGUUGAAUCUUUUCGUUGCAACGACAAAGCAUCGAAAACUUUAUUCAUGUUUUCUGAUUUACAUCGAUUUGUUGACUAUCAACAAUUGGUUGAACAUGACUAUGAUCUUCUUGGUGAUCCAUUUUUCAGAGCAUCUCUUGAGCUUGUUUUCCAUCAAGGAUUGGAUGUUAUCAAGCAAAAAGCUCGGAUUCCAUUGGAUUUAGAUAUUGCUCGCACUUUAUUUGGAGUUGCAGAUCCAACUGCCACGUAUCAUUUACCAUAUGCUCUAAUACCUAAUCGCAAUUCAGGUUCAAAAACAAUCACAAUUUUUCAUAAAAAUGGCCAGAGCUCGUUUCCUUGCUCAAAGAAUUCAUUAUUUUUCGAUGAAGAACCAAAAAAAGCUCUAAAUGAUUCUACAACUAAAAGUGAAAGCUUACGUAAAGGAGUCCUCAAAUAUGGCGAAGUUUUCAUAUUCCCAAGUGACUUUGAUGAACCGCUUAAGGGUAAUGUUAUUGUUACUAAAUUUCCCUGUAUGCAUCCUGGUGAUGUUCGACGAUUAGAGGCAGUCGAUAAGGAGGAAUUGCAUGGCAUUAGGGAUUGUAUUGUUUUCCCUGUUGAUGGAGCUCGGCCUCAUUCCAAUGAAAUGGCGGGCUCUGAUCUUGAUGGUGAUGAAUAUUGUGUAAUAUGGGCUCAAGAAUUUAUGGACAUAAAUAUCCAUCCUCCUAUGGAAUUUCCUGAUGUAUCUCAUGAUAAAAACGAUCCUAUUAACAAUCAUGAGAUUGUCAUGUUUUACACACGGUAUUUACAAGAUUGUGCUGUUGGCAGAAUUGCUAGUGCUCAUCUUGUUUGGGCUGACAUGUUGCCGCAAGGUAUAUUCCAUGAUCGUAACAUUGAAUUGGCUAGGAAAUAUUCAAUAUCACUCGACUUUGCUAAAACUGGAGACACAAAGACUCUUUCUAAAGAAGAACGCUACCGAGAAUCACCAGAUUUCAGUCAAAACUGGAAUAUUAAACCGAGCUACCAUUCUGCUCGAGCCUUGGGUUCAGUUUACCGAACCAUCUCAAUGUUUGAAUUGUUUCUAGCUGAAGAAACUUCAAAAUUGAAAAUAAUUGAACCGGUAAUUGAUCCUAAACUUGAGCAUCCUGAUUGGAAAAAAUAUCUACACACCGCUAAUCGAGACCACGAAACUUAUGUUUCGAUUGUUUCACACAUUUUAGAUAUAAGCGAGUUUGGAGACGAAGUUGAACUUUUCACUCAGAUCAAUGAAAAAAGUGUUCUUUUCGGACCAAACAGUUCUAAAAUGCAUCGUUCUCAAAAUCACACAGACAGCACAAUUUUUUGUGUAUACAACUUACUUGUGAAACCCAUCACAGAAAAUUUUUACGAGGAGUUCAACUCUUUAAAAUGGCAUUAUAAGUCGAAAGAGGAACUUGCAGAUGCGAAAAUGGCUAAAGCUUCAGCUUAUUAUAUGAUAUCCAUGAAAAAAGUUCUAAGCUCCAAGAAAUCAUUUUGUGGUCUUCCUUGGAUUGGAAAAUAUUCUAUCCACCUAUUCGAGUUACUUGCUCAACCAGGAAAACCUAAAAAAAUUGAAAAUCGGCUUACUGUUACGCGCAAUAUGCCAACUGUUUCCGGCGGAUUUUCUGGUGAUAUUAAAGAAAGAAAAGCGGCUGCUGAUUCAUGUUGGAAAUUUUUGAGCAAAUGGCUUGCUCAAUAUCUCAUGCGGUCUAAAGCAGAAGCGAAUGAUUCUAAUAGAAUCAUUAAGGACAUGAAAGAUCUUUUCGUGAAGAUAAUUGAUUAUUAUAUCUCCGGGAAAAGAAAAACUGAAUCACCUGGCUGGGUGCUCUUACAAAUUUUCUCAGAAAUAAUUUCCAAACAGAAAUGUCUCGAUUUUAAACAGAAUCUAUUCGAUGCAUGUAAUGACCCUAUUGGAUUAAUGACUGUACUAAUUCUUGAGAGAAAAUAUUAUGAAGGAACUUGUAUUAGUAAGAUACCUGAUGGAUCGUUCAAUUGUAAUACCAACUCAACUUAUUUUGUCCUAUCAGGAAAAGAUGAUGACUCUGUGGAAAUUGGUCCAUUCAUUUCAUUGCUUAAAACUAUAUCUGGAUGCGUAUCGAUUGUGCACACACCAGCACUUCGAAACCAUGACAGUUAUAAAUUAUCAGUCUUUGGAUCUCGAGCAUCAAUUCUGAUCUGUCAAACAAUAAUUGGCCUUCACAAUCGCCUUAAAUCGUCCAAUCCUCAUUACAAAAGGAAAAAUGAAAAAAUAUAAUGAAUAUCAUUCCGGUUCCGUAAAAAUAUUUCUUCACCAGUUUUUAGUCACUUGCAAAGUACAGUUGAACUCAACAAAUUUGUCUCAAUUUUAUACAAGAAAAUUAUCGAUUGAUGGUAAAUCCUGACAAAUUAUUUUAUUGUAAAAGCUUUUUAUUCAUUAAUAAAAGCAUUGAUUGCGCUACAUCAACGUGAAUAUUAUUGAUUGA